This is a messenger RNA of Perognathus longimembris pacificus (Pacific pocket mouse), 704 nucleotides long. RefSeq names its product EEF1A lysine methyltransferase 1-like. Gene Ontology annotation, molecular function: protein-lysine N-methyltransferase activity; nucleic acid binding. The record is from RefSeq and is a predicted model, not a curated record. Gene Ontology annotation, biological process: methylation. The transcript has a single exon. The coding region runs from base 37 to 678 and encodes 213 amino acids. Lineage: Eukaryota; Metazoa; Chordata; Mammalia; Rodentia; Heteromyidae.
GCGUGGUUGGUUGUAAGGUGACGUGUUGUUGGUGAGAUGAGUGAUUCGGAAGAUGACAAUAUCCCCCGGCUUUCUCUCCACAUCUUAGCAGCUCUCCAGGAAUUUUAUGCUGAGCAGAAGCAAUGCACUGACCCAUGUGAGGAGGAGAAAUAUAAUAUUGGAAUAAUAGAUGAGAACUGGCAGUUGAGCCAGUUCUGGUACAGCCAUGAAACAGCCUUGCGACUUGUGCAGGAAACCAUUGCUGCUACUGGGGAAGGUGGCAGAAUAGCUUGUGUGAGUGUGCCCAGCGUGUACCAGAAACUCAGAGCACUGCACAGACAAGACUUCUCUGUGUACAUCUUUGAAUAUUACAGAUUUGCCAUGUAUGGAGAGGAACUUAUCCUCUAUGAUUACAAUCAUCCAUUGGAUUUGCCAGAGAAAAUUGCUGCACACAGUUUUUAUAUCGUUGUGGCAGAUCCUCCCUAUCUUUCUGAAGAAUGCCUCAAGAAGACCUCAGAAACCAUCCAGUACCUGACACAGGGCAAAGUCCUCCUGUGCACAGGUGCUACCAUGGAAGAUCAGGCCGCACAGCUCCUGGGAGGGAAGAUGUGCAAUUUUAUUCCAAAACACACCCGAAACUUGGCCAAUGAGUUUCGCUGUUAUGUGAAUUAUGAUUCUGGUCUGAACUCUGAGAGCUAAAUAUAGAUGGCAUCAGGUUAGCUUAU